CCACCGGUGGACUCGGAGGCGGCCUCCUCCUCCCCACGCAUAAACCACUCGUUCAACAAGAGGAGGAGCAGAGGAGAGGGAAGGCUGCUCGCCCUCGCGCUCGCGCCCGCGUGUGUGGUGUCUCCUCCUCCUCCGCCCGAUCUGCCCCUCUCCGGCCGGCUCUUGCGCAGCUUAUCAGCAGCAAACAUGGGUGCCGGCGGCAGGAUGACGGAGAAGGAGAGGGAGAAGCAGGAGCAGCUGGGUCGCGCCGACGUCGGCGCGACCCUCCAGCGCUCGCCCACGGACAAGCCGCCCUUCACGCUGGGGCAGAUCAAGAAGGCGAUCCCGCCCCACUGCUUCCAGCGCUCGGUGAUCAAGUCCUUCUCCUACGUGGUGCACGACCUGGUCAUCGUGGCGGCGCUCCUGUAUGCGGCGCUAGUCUGGAUCCCCACCCUCCCGACCGUGCUGCAGCUAGGCGCCUGGCCGCUCUAUUGGGUGGUGCAGGGCUGCGUCAUGACGGGCGUCUGGGUCAUCGCGCAUGAGUGCGGCCAUCACGCCUUCUCCGACUACUCGCUGCUCGAUGACAUCGUGGGCCUGGUGCUCCACUCGUGGCUGCUCGUCCCCUACUUCUCCUGGAAGUACAGCCACCGUCGCCACCACUCCAACACCGGUUCCAUGGAGCGCGACGAGGUGUUCGUCCCCAAGAAGAAGGAUGCGCUCGCGUGGUACACCCCCUACAUCUACAACAACCCAGCCGGCCGCCUGGUGCACAUCGUGGUGCAGCUCACCCUUGGGUGGCCGCUGUACCUGGCGACGAACGCCUCGGGCCGCCCAUACCCGCGCUUCGCGUGCCACUUCGACCCCUACGGCCCCAUCUACAACGACCGUGAGCGCGUCCAGAUCUUCAUCUCGGACGUCGGCGUGCUGGCCACCUCGUUCGGCCUCUUCAAGCUCGCGUCGGCGUUCGGGUUCUGGUGGGUGGUGCGCGUCUACGCGGUGCCGCUGCUCAUCGUCAACGCGUGGCUGGUCCUCAUCACCUACCUGCAGCACACCCACCCGGCGCUGCCCCACUACGACUCCACUGAGUGGGACUGGCUGCGGGGCGCGCUCGCCACCAUGGACAGGGACUACGGCAUCCUCAACCGCGUGUUCCACAACAUCACGGACACCCAUGUUGCGCACCACCUCUUCUCCACCAUGCCGCACUACCACGCCAUGGAGGCCACCAAGGCGAUCAAGCCCAUCCUCGGCGAGUACUACCAAUUUGACCCCACCCCCGUCGCCAAGGCCACGUGGCGCGAGGCAAAGGAGUGCAUCUACGUCGAGCCCACGGAGGACCGCAAGGGUGUCUUCUGGUACAGCAACAAGUUCUAGGCUGGGACAUUUGGGUUUCAUGAACCCUGCUGCUGGAAUGUGAGGAAGAACUCUGGAAGAGAUCCUACACCAACAAGUUCUACCUACGUAUGGUUGGUUAGUCUUUAUUAGAUAGAAGAGAGCAUCUGGGCGCAAGGAGGAAGACUAUCAUCACCGUGCCAAUGCUAGAAGAGUUGCAGCAGGUGCAAAGGAGUAGCGUGUCCGUGGCUUUGGUCGUCAGUUCCGUCGUCUUUACUUUCUCUGCCUUGUAGUCGCCGGUUUAGUUUGGCCGGUGACCGUCCCUUGUGUUGUGUGCGUCUGUCAUUGCAUUGGCUGUCAUCUCAUCGUCCCUGUGUUGUGUUGUUGUAGACCAUCUCAUCUCGUGUUUAUGGCGGAAUAACUGAACAUCAAACGGCAACUUUUUUGAGAAA
Molecule: messenger RNA, 1763 nt
Organism: Lolium perenne
Lineage: Eukaryota; Viridiplantae; Streptophyta; Magnoliopsida; Poales; Poaceae
Product: fatty acid desaturase DES2
Biological process (GO): lipid metabolic process
Molecular function (GO): oxidoreductase activity, acting on paired donors, with oxidation of a pair of donors resulting in the reduction of molecular oxygen to two molecules of water
Source: RefSeq, a predicted model, not a curated record